CCCUGGCCUCCCCCUCCCGGGCAGCCUGACUAACCAGCUGGUCCAGGCCCGAGGUCCGGGGAGGGGCGGGGGCAGCCAGAGCAGCCCCUGAGGCUUCAGGCGGUCAUGAGGCUCCUGGGAAGCUGGCCUGGCCUGUGGCUACUGAUCCUGGCGGGACCGAGCUGGGUGCUACUGUGUCUCAGCCUGGAGCAGAUCCCCUACACGCCGCAGAUGACCGCCUGGGACUUGGAAGGGAAGGUCACGGCCACCACGUUCUCGCUGGAGCAGCCGCGCUGCGUCUUCGACCGGCACGCCGGAGUGGCCGGCACCGUCUGGCUCGUGGUGGCCCUCAGCAAUGCCUCCAGGGACUUCCGGAACCCGCAGACACAGGCUGAGAUCCCGGCCUCCCCACAGCUGCAUACCCACGGCCACUACAUGACGUUGCCCCUGUCGCUGGCCCAGCUGCCCUGUGAGGACCCCCCGGGGGGCGGUGGCCCUGUCGCCCUGCUGCGGGUGGGGAAUGACUUCGGCUGUCGGCAGCGGCUGUACUGCAACGCCCCGCUCCCCGGCCCGGGGCCCUACAGAGUGAAGUUCCUCUUGAUGGACGCCGGUGGCUCCCCGGUGGCCGAGACCAGGUGGUCGGACCCCAUCACUCUGCGCCAAGGGCAGGCCCCGGGCACCAUCGACACGUGGCCGGGACGGCGCAGCGGUGGCAUGAUCGUCAUCACCUCCAUUCUUUGCACCCUGGCCGGCCUCCUGCUGCUGGCCUUCCUGGCUGCCUCCACCGUGCGCUUCUCCAGCCUGUGGUGGCCAGGCGAGACCCCUGAGCAGCUGCGGAUCGGCUCCUUCAGACAGACGCGCUACGCGACCCAUCACAUCCCGCCCAGCGAGGCCGCCACUCUGCCCGUGGGCUGUGAGCCGGGCCCGGACCCCCUCCCCAGCCUCAGCCCCUGAGCUGGUCUCUGUGCCCAGCAUGCUCCCAGGGCAGCGCCGUGGCCAGGCCCACCCUGUCCCUACCUCUCUUCUGCCUGAGCUCCCUGAUAGGGAAGGCAGGUGGACAGGGUGCCCUGCCCGGAAGCUUGCUCAUCCCAGGAGGCCUGCGGAGGGCAGGGGGCUGUCUGUGCGCACCGUCGGCCUGAGCCCGCUCUGUCCCUCUGUCCUGCCCGUCGGCAGCUGGGGCGGGGUGAGGGCUUCUGGGACAUCUCCACUGUCCAUGGACUCAGGCCCUUUGUGGGGAUGGGCCAUGGCAGGAGAGGGGAGAAUCAGUCCAUCCCCACCUCCAACCCUCUUGCACAAACCCCUGGCUCAUGCCUUUAUCCACUCCCCUGAGCACCUGCUGUAUGCAGUGGUAGACACGGACCUCCAGCACAGCCAGUUCUGACCCUGGACAGCUCACUGCCCUGGGGCCCCAUCAGGCUCGCUGGCAUCCCCGCCCCCAUCACCCGCAAGAAUGCGCGCUCUAAACCAGCAAACCACAGCUCGUCCCCAAGGCCGGUACUUCCCGCCUCAGCCACACGGGGGCGCUGGUGCACCACUGCCAGAUGUCCGCGCGCAAGCGCACUCGUAUUCACAGGCCUGCAGAGGUGCGGACCACCGGCCUGGAGAAGCGGAGGCCCCCGGGCUUGCACCGCCGCACGCCGCGACGGAACCCAGUGUCCCCAGCUCCCUCAGGAGCCCGGCGCGGGCCCUCGUGAAUAAAUGCGGAUCGGCUGGC
Oryctolagus cuniculus (rabbit) is the source of this 1693-nucleotide messenger RNA. Its product is annotated as uroplakin 3B. Gene Ontology annotation, cellular component: membrane. Lineage: Eukaryota; Metazoa; Chordata; Mammalia; Lagomorpha; Leporidae. The record is from RefSeq and is a predicted model, not a curated record.